Molecule: messenger RNA, 3374 nt
Organism: Mauremys reevesii (Reeves's turtle)
Lineage: Eukaryota; Metazoa; Chordata; Testudines; Geoemydidae
Gene: EXD1
Product: exonuclease 3'-5' domain containing 1
Exons: 12
Coding region: 366-2207 (613 amino acids)
Biological process (GO): nucleobase-containing compound metabolic process
Molecular function (GO): nucleic acid binding; 3'-5' exonuclease activity
Source: RefSeq, a predicted model, not a curated record
CGCCUCUCACAGAGGAGAGCUCAUCAGCGCCUGCGCGGAGCGGCUCCUGUCUUCCCUCCCGCUAACGGUCACACUUAGGGCUGGUCAACGUCAUCACGAGAGGCCCUAAAAGCGCGGCCCACGGAAACUACUGCUCCCAGCAUUCAGCGUGGCGCGUGGCACUGAUUACUCACCGCCAGGUGCCGCAUUGUACUCUGGGAGUUAUAGUCCCCAACACGGCUCUGGUGCCGAGCUAGGAGCAGGGAGUUUGUAUGUUCUGAGAGGUCCUAAGAAAAACAAAUCUUUUAACAGAGGAGUUCCCCUUUUCAUUUUCUACUCUGCUGAAAACCAGACUAUUUGGGGAGCUAGUUUGGGGAUAUACCAGCAUGGAUCCAAGCAGCGAUUACCAGUUCCUCAAUGAGAUUCUGGGAAAAGCAGUGAAAAUCACCUUGAAAUGUGGUGUCUUCCAGGGAAUAUUGCAGCAUGUGGAUUCCAGCAGAAGUAUCGUUCUGAGCAGAGUGAAGAACUUGGAGACAGGCAGAAGCAUGGCAGGUGUGAAGAUGUUUUUUGCUUAUGAAAUUGUGAAUGUGGAACUGCUGGAGGAACUGGAACAAGAUGCAGCAAGGGGAGCUGCAACUCCCAUCAGGGACAGUCUAGUUACUGGAGGAACUGGAAUGGACAGGGGAGAACCAGCAGAUCACAGCCCACAGAGUUCUACUUGCAUUUUCCCAGAGAGCGAGGCCACCACCCUGAGUAACUUAAAAUAUACCCUGGCAGAAGAGGAAGAGGAAAAUGUGGAGUACAUAGUCAUUGAUCAAUUCCAGCAGAAAUUUGGUCCUGCUAUGCUGCACAUCAAAAAACAGAGUGUUUUUGGUGUGGCAGCAGAGGGUGUUAAUCUGUGUCGUCAUGGAAGACUCUGCUGGCUUCAGGUAGCCACGAGGAGUCGGGUUUUUUUAUUUGAUAUUUUCCUUCUGGGGCCUCGAGUUUUCAAAAAUGGACUGCAAAUGGUGCUGGAAGACAAGAACAUUUUGAAAGUCAUCCAUGACUGCCGUUCGAUCUCAGACUGCCUGUCACAUCAGUAUGGAAUCAUUCUUUCCAAUGUAUUUGAUACACAGGUUGCUGAUGUCCUGCAUUUUUCCAAUAUAACAGGUGGGUUCCUUCCACAUCGCAUCAGUUCCCUACAGGAGUGCUUGAUGCGGCACCUCAAGAUGUCCCCCCAAAAGGUGUCCUUCCUGGCGUACAGGCAGCAGGUUGUUCAAGAGAAUCCUGAUAUAUGGUUUGUGAGACCUCUUCCACCUUUACUCCUGAAAGUGUUGGCUCUGGAAACCGUUUACCUUCUACCUCUCCGCUUGUUGCUACUGGAUGAGAUGAUGUCUGACUUAACAACCUUGGUGGAUGGAUACUUAAAUUCAUAUCGGGAGGGGUCUGCAGAUCUGCUGGGGAGCACAGAGAUCUCUUGUAUGGAGCUGCCAGAGGAGCUGCAGCAGCUGGCAGAUUUCCAAAAGUUGCGAAGAGAGAAAGCAUUAAAAAAGUACAAGGUAAAUGAGGAGGGUCUCCUGAUCAGACCACCACUGGAAUCCAAAGGAAAGAAGGCAGCAGCGGUGGAAGAAAAACAAGGAGAGGAUAGUUGUUGGCUUUCUUCUAAUGGAGCAGCCUUAAAAAAGACAUCCUUCCAUCCCCAAGAUCCACUUCAUCAAAAUGAUGAUGAGCAGAAGAAAGUGGUAGAUCACUGGGAAAAUAAAAAGUCUAGAAUCGACUAUAAAAAUCCACCCUUCAAAAUGGAGUCAGGAGCAAGAGACUUGGUGAGCUGGAACUCUGUAUCAGAGAACACCCAAGCAACAGGGAAGGGAUUCUCUCCAGAGCAGAAACCUCACACACAGGCUGCUGGAUCUUUACAAGAAGAGAUUAGUCUAUUCACAGGAAACAAGGAUGAAGACUUAUUUUGUGCAAAGCAUAGCACCACUGUGUCUGCCUCUACUCCUCCAAAAAUUAGCAGUUCUCUUCAUGAUUCAUUUCAGGUUCCACGGCAGCCCUCACUUUCUGUACUGCCUCCUUGCCCAGUCCUAGAGACUGUUGGUUUGUGGCAGAACCCAUCCUUGAAGAUGACCCAGACCUACAUUUCCAAUUUCCCAGUAAGGCCAGAAAGGGAAAGGAGUUCAGCAGUUCGCUUUGCCUUUCCUUCAGGUCUCAACUGCCGGAUGCCAGCACCAAGCCCUGCAGGAAAAUAGCAGAGCUAUUUUCAUUACUCUUUCAAAAAAAGAAAAGAUCAUUGUCUCCAUCAUCCUGUCAGUAUAAGUGUCUUCAAGAAUUUUUAGGUAUUGGAGAAAAGUAUUUCAUUUCUAUGUUUCCCCACUUGUUGAAAUAGUUCUACAGAACUCUCACCUAGUUCCAGCAAAGCUUUUGUAGUGCAGACGAGGCCCUACUGUAGAUAUAGCUUGCUGGUAUAGUUUAUAUCAGUCCCCUGAACAAAAUAAGCUAUAACACCAAAAGCACUCUUGCGCUGGUAUAACUGCAUUUUACCUAGGACUUUUGCUGGUAUAAAAAAAUCACAUCCCUAGAUGACAUUAUUAUGUCUGCAAAAGUUUCUAGUGCAGACCUGGCUUAAGUGUGACAACACUGAUGUAGAUUUAGCUCCAUCAUUUUCGCAAACUGAUAAAGUAACUGAGCUGUGUAGCAUGGGAUUGCUCAAAAUUGUCCAUGAUUUGGUAAAUACAUAUAUUUAAGUAUUGGAAAGUCAGUACUCUUGAUAUUUUGGAAGAGAAAAUCACCUCAUUCUAUUGGGAAUGGGAGUAGAAAUGGAGAGGUUGUGUUGUGAAGUUUUGUGGCUGGUUGUAUCCAGUAAGAUUUCACUGAGCACUAACAGUGUUCGUAAUAGGGAGGAGGUAUGGUUCUCUGCCCCAAGGAGAUUGCACUCUUGUGGUCCCCUCGUUCUUAGAUUGCAGAGUUACAUUAAUUAAAUGUGAGGCUGUUUCACUAUCAUAUGGAAUCCAGGGUUUGUGCUUUUGAAUGUAUACAAAUACUUGUUUGAGUUGCGUUGACGGGGACACAAACUGUUGAGCCAUUGAUUUCCAGUUGUCAACCUGUGAUGUAUAUGUGCAUUUUUAAAGUAUUAUUGCCAGGGAAAACAAACGCCAUAUAUUUUUUACAAACAAUACUAAACUAGCAGUUCCCAAAUAGGACUUUCUUUUGGUACUGGCUUACUUUUUUUUUUUUUUUUUUUUUUCAUUGAAGGUGAUUCAGAGGUGGAUCAUGCUCCCUAUAUCCGUGCAUUUUGGGGGCUUAAAGAGAGACAAGCUUCCACAAGUUCUCUGAAACAUUUACAGUAUUCUGUAUUUAAGAAAAAAAUCCAGGUUCUGCUGUCAUGGUUUAAAUAAAAAAAUAAAACCAGUUUGAAA